Cotesia congregata is the source of this 1785-nucleotide messenger RNA. The record is from the annotation of a GenBank genome assembly. NCBI's taxonomy places the organism in Eukaryota, Metazoa, Arthropoda, Insecta, Hymenoptera, Braconidae.
AUGGCUAGUCCAGAUGAAAAAUCCAGUGCUACCGAGGAGCGCAACAGCGAGGACAACUCUUCUUCUGGUGAAUGGACCCUGAUAGGUGACAAAGAAUCAGCUGACAGUAUUAGCAUUAGCAAUAGUAUUGAUGGACCUGACAAUGAUGAUAACAACGAAGAUCAUGCUGACCAAGCUAUUGAUACCGAAGAAGCUCGUGAAGCUAUUCAAAUUUUAGGAGAGUCAUUGCAGGUUAAUGACAAAAAAAUAGAAAAUAAAGAAGAAGACAAAGAGCAAGAUGAUAAGAAUGAUGAUGAUGAUAAAAAUAUUAGCGAGGCUCUUGUUACUCGUGAUGAUGAUUCAGAUGGGAUAUCUGUGAUAACUGACUAUGAAAAAAAUGAUGACAAUUUAUAUAGAAGCCUUACUGAAAUUAUAAAACCUAUUGAUAAUAUUGUAUUACCGAGCGGAACUGUAGUGCAUAUAUUGAUAGCAUGCACACUGGCAGCGACGGUUGGAUUUGGCAUUGGAUUAUUCGUUGGCCCGGGAAAAACCCAAAUGUCACCUCCUCCGACUAUUCCACUCAAAGAUGUUAAUUUUAAACACAUGAAUGCAGAAAGUGAAAAUUCACUGUACCGUAGUGAUGAAUUAAAACAAGAAUCUCAUUUACUAAAAGAUAAUAAUGAGUUUUCAGUAUUCAAAAAGCCAAAAAUAGAUAAUGUUAAUAAUAUUGGUACCUACGAAACUGAUUGGGAAACUGGAAAGGGUGGUAGUAUUAAGCCUAUAAAUAUUAAGAACGUUAAGAAUGGAUCGCUUAGAGAAAUUUUGGAUAAAGUAAAGCUUUCGUUGGAUACUCUGUGCUCUAUUAUUGAGAGGAGUGAUGAUACGUCGUAUCGCACGAGUGUAGACUUUGCUUGUCAUAAACGAUCACUCAUGGACUUACUUGACUUGAAGGAUAGUGUGCAGAGUAUUAUGACCGGGAUUGAACUGACUGAAGAGUUGUCUAAUAAACGAUUUAUAGAAAAUAUGGAGUCGAAGAUAAAAAAUAUUUCUUUGACGUUCUUUGAUGAUCUGUCAAAGACUUUGAAGAAUUCGGUGGUCAAAGUUCACCGUAAAUUAGUCAAGGUAAGACGUAAGCUCAAUCAACGAUUGUGUUUGAUUAGAAACACGAUGGGAGAUGAUCCUAAAUUGUCGGAGUUGUUAGAAAAAAUGAAUUUGGAGAGUAAUAAUUGUAAUAAAACUACAAAGUCGGAGAAAUUUAAUGAAAAAAAAAUUAACGAUGAGAAGAAAAUAAAAAAUAAAAAGCCUGAAAAAAAUCAUCAUCAGUAUCCUGUUGGACCAGAAGUUAAACGCGAAUUCGAUAAACAAAAAUUCAAAAUGGAUUCUAAGGACCGUACCAAACAGAACGGUAGAAAUGAUAAAGGAGAAUACGGAGAAAUGAAGAGACAAUUUAAAUCUCAGCGAGAUCAUAAGGAGUACUUGAUUUCAGAGAGUAAAUCGAAUGAUUUAAAUGCUAAAAUUAUUAGAGAUACUUCUAGACUUAAACCCAACGCUCCUCCAGUUGACAAAUGGAAGGAUAAAAAAUCUUUUGAUAAAAAAGAAGAUGAUUCUAAUUGUUAUGGAAAGUCUUGUGGGAAGCAACGUAACAAUGACAGAAAAAAUUCAUUUGAAAAAAAUGAAAAUUGGCAAUUUAAAAGAUCUGAAGGACGCGAUAAUUGGCGGACAGAUAAAAAACCAAAUGACAAAAAGGAAAAUUCAUGGGAUUUUAAUCGCGCAAAGGGUCGUGAAAAUGCGCGAAUAAAUUUUUAA